UUCUGCUGUAGUUGUUCGCCCUCAGGCCGUUAUAAUAGUUUGCUUAGUUUCCACUGCUUCCCAAAAAAUGACGACCCGGUGUUUGGGAGCGACGGCAAGACCACCGAGCCCGGAGCCUGAUGUCCUUGAACCAGCAGCAGCAGCGGAGCCUAUUGCCCUCCUAUGGUCAUUGGUCAUUGACCAUGACUAUGAAGCAUCUCCUACUGUGUGCGUGGAUAGGCAACAUUACGAACAACUCAAACAGGAAAUCGAUACACUUCGAGAGCAACUGAAAAUAUGCCAUCUAUCCAAAUUUGGACUGCAGCAGUUUGCCUCUUCUCCAGAAGAUAUACGAUUUUAUACCAGGUUCCCAUCCUACAUGCAUCUGAUGGCGUUUUGGAGCCUGAUUGAGUCUGCGACAUCAAAAAUGAUCAGAGUGACCAGCAGAGCCAGGAAAGCAUGCACCAUGAGCACAGUCACUGAGAGCCCUAUGACCAGACCAAUUAAACUGCUGCCAAUAGAUGACCAGUUCCUUUUCUUAACUUACCUGUCCACUGGCUGUACCCAAAGGGAACUGUCUCAUCGCUUCAACAUCCACAGCACAACAGUAGGCCAUAUCAUAGUCACUUGGGCCAACUUUCUGAACUCCCUGUUGGGCUCGAUGUUUUUUUGGAUGUCCCCUGCAGCUGUGAAGACCUGUCUACCUCCUGAGUUUGAUGGCAGAUAAAGCAAUACUCAAGUGAUCAUUGACUGCACCGAACUCAGGUGUCAGACACCCUCUUCCCUCCUGCUGGAGAAUGAGGUUUUCUCAACCUACAAGUCCCACUGCACCUUCAAGGCCAUGGUAGGCAUGUCCCCUCACAGAGCCCUUACAUUUGUAUCUACCCUCUUUGAGGGCUCCAUGAGCGACAAGGAAGUGUUUCGCCAGGCAGGAAUUACAUCCCUUUUAACCCCCGAGAUGGCUAUUAUGGUUGACAAAGGAUUCCUGGUGGAUGACCUGGUGCCUGGGACUGUUUAUCGUCCAGCUUUUGUCACUCAGAGGGCCCAGAUGCCAGAGGAGGAUGUCCUACAGACCCAAUCCAUAGCUCGGCUGAGGGUGCAUGUAGAAAGAAUGAUUAGAAGAGUCAAAGAGAACAAAUUGUUUGACACCACCAUCCCCCUCUCCAUAACCAGGAGCAUCAAUCAAAUAUUCACAGUAGCCUGUUUUCUCUCAAAUUUCCAUUUCCAAAAUGGACCCCUAGUGAAGACAUGGUCAAAUGAAGUUUGAAAUGGUUUUUACAAAUAAAUUUGACAUCCAUUAUUUUAUGUGGUUAUCUGUUUUCAA
Molecule: messenger RNA, 1303 nt
Organism: Alosa sapidissima (American shad)
Lineage: Eukaryota; Metazoa; Chordata; Actinopteri; Clupeiformes; Clupeidae
Exons: 4
Coding region: 68-706 (212 amino acids)
Source: RefSeq, a predicted model, not a curated record